This is a messenger RNA of Meloidogyne enterolobii, 711 nucleotides long. The record is from the annotation of a GenBank genome assembly. Lineage: Eukaryota; Metazoa; Nematoda; Chromadorea; Rhabditida; Meloidogynidae.
AUGCAACUAACAAAUUUAAUAACAACACCAUCAAUUAAUAACAAAAAUCAAAUAAUUAUGCGUGUUGAUUCUGAAGGUUUUAUUACAUUUGCCGAUGCUGAAAUUCAAAAAUUGUUAAAUUUAUCAUCAAUGACUGAAAUUUAUGAAAAAAAGUUUUGGACUUUGGUACAUCCUUUAGAUGAACAAAAUGUAAAAGAUGCUUUGUUGAAUAUUUUGAAGAAUAAUAAUGUUGUUAUAAAGGAUUUAUUCUGUAAAUUACAAAUUGGUGGUUCAUCAGAAUAUAUACAAACAUCAAUAAAUAUAAAUUCAUUUAUUAAUCCUCAUUCUUUGGAAUUUGAAUUUUUAAUUUUGUCAAUAAAUGUAUUAGAACAACAACAAAAACAUUUGGAAUUUUCUUCUUCGUCUUUAAAUUUUUGUAAUCAACCAACAAUUAAUAAUGAAUUAAUUCAACAACAACAACAAAAUAUUUGUUGGCCAUCAAAUAUUCAAAAUGAAUUGAUGACACAAAAUGAUAUUUUGGAUGGUUCUUUCAUUCCCCAAGGAUAUUCUUUAAUGAUGCCAACAACUACAGAAACAACAAUUAAUAAUUUACCGGAACAACAACAAUGGGCAUCAACUAGUAAUAAUUUAAAUUUAAUGAAUCAACAACAACAUAUUUUACCUGAUUUUACAACAAAUACAAUUCCUCCAAUUAUAUGGCCAGAACAUUAA